Molecule: messenger RNA, 2117 nt
Organism: Leptonychotes weddellii (Weddell seal)
Lineage: Eukaryota; Metazoa; Chordata; Mammalia; Carnivora; Phocidae
Gene: FAM162A
Product: family with sequence similarity 162 member A
Biological process (GO): neuron apoptotic process; cellular response to hypoxia; positive regulation of release of cytochrome c from mitochondria
Cellular component (GO): mitochondrion
Source: RefSeq, a predicted model, not a curated record
AAAUAACCAGAGGCUUGUGACAAUCUGAGUAGCAUUUAUCCAAGAAAAAUGACUUAAACAUGGUAAGAACAGCAAGCUUUAUAAUAGCUUUAACAGUUUUCUAUCUCCUGUCAGCUUCACAGUAGCCUUGAAAAUGAAUAGCCUCAAGGAAAACCUGCAGUUCUAGCAGGCACUGAAGAGAAUGGAUUUGGAGCUCCCUAAAAUCCCCAGCCCCCAAGAAUUGUUACAAUUAGCUUGUCUGGCACUUCCCUGGAAACUCCCACUCACUGGGCUUGCCUGGUUUUCACCUGACUCAGCUAAUUCAUUGGGAACAGCUUCUCCCGACGCACCCCAGAGCACGCUGCAACAGGCACAUGAAGCCCUUUGGCAAAGGCUGGCAAACUUGCUGGUGGAAAGCAUCGAAGGACGUCCCUGUCCAAUGGUUAGGAAGUUAUUUUAGGUUAUAUGAAAGAGGUGCUUCCUCAUCUCUAAGACUUAGCAGAAACUCCGACUUGAAGAGAAUAAAUGGAUAUUGUGCCAAACCACAAGAAAGUCCAAAAGCUCCACCCUACACUUACAGCCACAGAGUGCCAUUACACAAACCUACACACUGGGAGAGGAAGAUCCUGGUAUGGUCAGGUCGCUUCAAAAAGGAAGAUGAAAUCCCAGAGACUGUCUCGUUUGAGAUGCUUGAUGCUGCAAAGAACAAGAUCCGGGUGAAGGUCAGCUACGCGAUGAUUGCCCUGACAGUGGCAGGAUGCAUCUGGAUGGUUAUUGAGGGCAAGAAGGCUGUCAAAAGAAACGAGUCUUUAACAAAGCUGAACUUAGAAAAAAAAGCUCGCCUGAGAGAAGCAGCAGCUCUGAAAGCCAAAACAGAGUAGCAGAGGUAUCCGUGUUGGCUGGAUUUUGAAAUUGCAGGAAUAAUGUUGCAGCAAUUAGCCUGUAUUAAAAAGAAUACAGUAUGAGGAUCCAUUUCAUGAAAGUGUGGUUUGCACAGACUUAUAAUUUCCCCCAUUUCUGAUAUAGUGGGACAAAUAAAUUUCCUUAAACGGCUUGUCUAUAUUUUGUGGCUUGGAUCCAGGUUAAAUGCAGCCUUUCAGCUUUUUGGAGAAAAUGAAUGAAAAAUGGGGCAACUUAUUUAAACUUUAAUAUUAACUCUUCUUUAGAGAGCCAGAAACCAUAUCUUAUUUUAAUUUCCAUUACCAAAGUGAUUUUCUCUGCAGAAGCCAAAAUGGCUUCUAGUUCUUUAUUUCUCUCUCUUGUGUACUCAUUUCUAGAGAGAUAAGGAAGACCAGCUGAGUACACUGCCCAGGUGCAUCUUGGAGAGCUAACCUCCCCAAAUGCAGUGGUGCUUCUUGAGAGCCCUGCGAAGCAGCCCGAUCAAACUCUGCCAUCUUUGGGCAUGCUGGCAGACAGAGGCUUCUCAGAGAGCAGUCUUGGAAAAGGUCCCUGUAAGGUGAUGAGAGUGGUCUGGCCACAAGUUUCUGAGAACUCUGAAAUCCCAGCACCAUGAAGUUGCUUGGGGCCAGUAGUCACCUCUUCUACUCCAUAGCUUAGAAUUCCCAAUUGGUCCUUUUCCUUUUACCUUUACCCUAAAUUUCUCAAUUAUGAAAAUCUUUCAAAUGCAUUUUCUUGUAAGUUUUGAAAGAUAAGCUUUUGCACAUGGUUAUGUAUUUCAUUUACACUUCGGGAUGUCAAGCCGCCUCAUAUUUAGGUAUGGAUGCUGGUUUCUAUUUUAAGUGUUUCAUAUAUUCUCACAUGCCUCAUAUUAAUGGAUGACAUGGACGACAAGUCCUCGUAGCCAUCCCAACCUGCUAGUUUUCUCCAGAGGAUUAUAACAGAUAGUAAUAUAUGCAGCUGCACUGGAACUUGAUUUAAUAAACUAAGUAAAAUGGAAUGCACCACAUAUAAUUUCAUAAUCUGGUGUUAAUGAUGUCUGUGAAUAUACUUUUAGAGUAAUUUGACCUUAGCUUUUUAGAUACCGAGUUCUUUGAUUUUAAUGUACUUCUUUAAAAAAUAAGUAAUUUUUCUUCAUAGAACACUAUCAUUUUUAACUUCUAAAUGAGUAUUUUAAAGUGUUAUCUUGGAGAUUUAUUGUAAAAAAAAAUGUUUCAUUAAACCAAAACUCACAAAUGUUA